Messenger RNA from Aplysia californica (California sea hare), 2448 nucleotides. RefSeq lists its product as uncharacterized. NCBI's taxonomy places the organism in Eukaryota, Metazoa, Mollusca, Gastropoda, Aplysiida, Aplysiidae. The record is from RefSeq and is a predicted model, not a curated record. The transcript is spliced from 4 exons. The coding region runs from base 108 to 1346 and encodes 412 amino acids.
CUUUUACGUUGCAUCCUCUGAAAGGUAUAAGUAACCCCCUGACUCUACAAGUGGACAGGGUGCCUUUGUCGAAUUCCAUUUUACGUGAAAGAUCUUUUGACAAAAGGAUGAAGCUGAAUAUGCUGACCGUGCUGCUGGGCCUUCUGGCUUUGGCUUCUUCCCAACGUGUGCAGCUCAGUCCUCCCGCAUUCCCUCGGUACAGUCAACAGUCUCCAGUUUCCAACAAGCUCAAAGACGCAUCAUCAGUCUACGAAGUCGCGAGCGACUCUGCAUAUGAAAAUAACAUAGAGACCUCCGAGUAUAUGAAUGACUAUUUCGCGCACUACGAUGACUAUUCUGCUUAUGCCAAUGAAAUGUCAGCCUCUCAGUACAUUAAUGACUAUUUUGCACACUACGAUGACUAUUCUGCAUAUGCCAAUGAAAUGUCAGCCUCUCAGUACAUUAAUGAUUACUUCGCACACUACGAUGACUAUUCUGCAUAUGCCAAUGAAAUGUCAGCCUCUCAGAAUGCUGAAGAUGACUCUUCUGCGUCUCCCAAUAAGAGAGCAGGCGACAAGUACAUAAAUGACUACUUCGCUCACUACGAUGACUAUUCCGCGUAUGCCAAUGAAAUGUCAGCCUCUCAGAAUGCUGAAGAUGACUACUUCGCUCACUACGAUGACUAUUCUGCGUAUGCCAAUGAAAUGUCAGCCUCUCUGAAUGCUGAAGAUGACUAUUUCGCCCACUACGAUGAUUAUUCCGCGUAUGCCAAUGAAAUGUCAGCCUCUCAGAAUGCUGAAGAUGACUCUUCUGCGUCUCCCAAUAAGAGAGCAGGCGACAAGUACAUAAAUGACUACUUCGCUCACUACGAUGACUAUUCCGCGUAUGCCAAUGAAAUGUCAGCCUCUCUGAAUGCUGAAGAUGACUAUUUCGCCCACUACGAUGAUUAUUCCGCGUAUGCCAAUGAAAUGUCAGCCUCUCAGAAUGCUGAAGAUGACUCUUCUGCGUCUCCCAAUAAGAGAGCAGGCGACAAGUACAUAAAUGACUACUUCGCACACUACGAUGACUAUUCCGCGUAUGCCAAUGAAAUGUCAGCCUCUCAGAAGGCCGAAGAUGACUACUUCGCUCACUACGAUGACUAUUCCGCGUAUGCCAAUGAAAUGUCAGCCUCUCAGAAUGCUGAAGAUGACUCUUCUGCGUCUCCCAACAAGAGAGCAGGCGACAAGUACAUAAAUGACUACUUCGCACACUACGAUGACUAUUCUGCUUAUGCCAAUGAAAUGUCAGCCUCUCAGUACAUUAAUGAUUACUUCGCACACUACGAUGACUAUUCUGCGUAUGCUAAUGAAAUGUCAGCGCUCCAGUAAGCUAGCAGUCAUUAUUAAGAAUACGCAAAAGAUUUUGUCUCCAAACAUGAUCAAGAAUAUCAACAUGAAGGUGAUUAGUGAUUUGAGCAACAGCCACAUCGUAUUCUUUGCUAGGACAGCAUUCUUAUACUCUUUUGGCAAAAUAUUCUUCUCGAUUUUAAAAUGAUUAUCAUGCGUCUGUCAGUUAAGAAUUUUAUUUUUAUCAUUACCUGCUUUACUUUGAAUAAGAUAGCACCAUCCAUUAUUUUUUGGAAUAAUAUUCUUCACAAUAGAUUUCUACUGAAAUUUCAAGCAUUUCAGAUGAAUACAUUAAGGAAGUGCAACGAGAUAAUGUUUCCUCUUUUUAAAAUACUAAAUGUUACCAGCAAAUCUGCAUCCAAAGAAAAAAAAUGCCUCGCUUACCCCAAUGUAUAACUCAUGUCUAAAAACACUGCUAUGCUUAUUGUGUACAAUGGUUACCUGUUGCUCUAAAAAAUCGUGGGAAAUCUGCUGAGCUGGACAUUAAAGCUGAAUGAUUUUGGUUAAAAAGUAGGGUAAUUACGUAUUGGAUUUUUUUAAAAAGUAUUUUUAAUCACACAACAAUCCGUCUACUUGGUACUAUUCUUGUUUUGCACUAAGUACUGAAAUGAACUGUCAUCUGUUUCAAAACGUUAGUAUAAAAUCAGGGGGAAUCAAAAUUGAAGAAAGCAUGCACAACCUGCACGGAGACUCACGUUUACAACCCCUCAAACAUUCACCCAUCGACGUACAAGAAAACAUUUCUGCACGUGCACCCACACAUACACACAUAUAUACAAACAUACACACACACACACACACACACACACACACACACACACACACACACACACACACACAAUCGGUACAUGCGGUACUCUCAGAAAUACGCGAAAGGAAUUCCAAGGAAAAAGAAAAUACAUUUUUUUUAUAGCUAAGCACAAGGCAGGAAAACUUACCUUCUUUUCCACAAUACCUGUAGACGUCUAAAACACCAAACAUGCCGUGUGUUUUCUGUUCUCGUCUGCUCCUUCUGUGUAGAAAUGGGAGAAUUUAUUUUAUUCUGACAAAAAUGUAAAACAGUAAUAAACAAGUCUACAACUGA